Messenger RNA from Kwoniella shivajii, 4902 nucleotides. RefSeq lists its product as uncharacterized. Gene Ontology annotation, cellular component: cytoskeleton; cytoplasm. Gene Ontology annotation, molecular function: ATP binding; protein serine/threonine kinase activity. The transcript is spliced from 7 exons. The record is from RefSeq and is a predicted model, not a curated record. The coding region runs from base 1 to 4902 and encodes 1633 amino acids. NCBI's taxonomy places the organism in Eukaryota, Fungi, Basidiomycota, Tremellomycetes, Tremellales, Cryptococcaceae. Gene Ontology annotation, biological process: peptidyl-threonine phosphorylation; peptidyl-serine phosphorylation.
AUGAACCCCCAACCUCCCGACCCCGGUUCAUCGUCUUCUCCAUAUAGGCAGAGUUCACAGAGAGGAGGAGGUUAUCCUGAUGUUGCUUCAAAGCCUGCUUAUCCAGCAUGGACCGCUUCACCGUCUCAUCGAAAUCAUGAUAACCAAAAUCAAAAUCACAUACAAAAUCACAAUUCCAACAUUUAUCCACCAGCGCACUCCUCUCAAUCACCUCGCAAUGUUCUACAACAAAUACCGUCUCGAGAACGUUUGACCAGCUCAACGUCUAAUUCGUCACUCAGCUCGACAUUGAAGGGGAAGAGAGCUCCAGCGCCAGCAGCGUUAGACUUGAGUUCCAGGAGAGAAGAAAAGUAUGGUGGUCUUGGGUUAGGAUUUGGUCAUACUACAGACACUCGCAGAGCUCGACGAGCAUCUCGUCCACUACCCCAACCUCCAUCCAACUCACAUCUUGCACCUUCCACAUUUACGACUCCCAUCAUUCAACAAAUACCUUCUAGACAAUCAAGUCUUGCUGUAGAUAAUGAAGCACGCAUGUCCCCUGAACAGCCAGACCCUUCUCAUAUAGACAGAAGAGCCCUUAUAGGAGUUGGCGAGCUGGCUACUCCAAGGUGGGGCGCUUCCAAUUCACAUCAACAUCUUCGCACACCCAGUAUGCCUUUUACUCUCGGUAGUACACCACCUAUGCCUCAACGUUCAAUGAAUGACUGGUUGCAAGGUCGAGAGGGUGUAGGAUUAGGACUUGAGGACAAAGUAAGGCCUAGCUCAAUGUCACAAACACCACCUCGUAGUCACCCCGGUAAACCACCGGCAAGAGAAAGAAAAGAGGUAUUCACAGCCCCUCCUGCAACUUCAUCUAAAAAAGAAGAUUCUACUUUCUCAUUGGACACUCUGGCAGAUUUCAAUUUUGAUACAACGAUGGAAACGACUCUCGCAGCUUCGCUCUCCAUGCCAGAUAUCCAGGAGACUCAUCCUGUUCAGAAUCCUUUACCAAUGUCACCUGCUUCAUCGGUUUCACCUGGAAGUGCCAGAUCUCGGAUCUACGCUCGUCGUCAAGAACGCGCAGCUGCAUCAAGUCAUCCCCCACUUCAGCCUUUUAGUUCCGCCAAUUCUCAAGCGUUCCCCAAUCGUCCAAAUUUACCUCAACCACCUACAUCGGCUGACUCUCAAACAUUCGCUCAUCGCGCUGGCCGUGAUAGCAGGAAGACACCGCCAAACACUUCGAGACAUAGCAGUUCCCAUGAUAUCAUCAAACAAUUCGCCGUCAAAGACUUCUCCCAUCUACCUCCAAGCCCGUCUACCGCUUCAAUAAACCAGAUCUUGAAAGGAUCUGCUUCGGUGAACAAUUUCGCAUCGUCCAGCACUCCACCCUCCAGUGCUUCCGGCACGGUUUCACAAUUUGGUGCUAAACCUCCUCAACGUUCUGAUUCCCAACGUCUGAGAUCUCAACCUUCGAAUCCCAAAUUAGACGCGGGUACUGAGGAAGCCAUGCGAAAAUUAGACGGAAUUUCGACAACACCUGGCAAAUCAAAGUCAAAGAAAUCAUCAACAUCAACAGUCACAUCAAGACCGGGUACUCCUCCAAGUUCCAAGAGCAAAAAGAUUCCUUCUAAACUUAGUAGCGGAAGUCUGAAAAGCUCCGAAUCCCCUCUGAAUAAUUGGAUUGAUAUAGGAGAAGAAUUACCAGCAGUCCCCGCACCUCGAGCUAAGAGUGUUAAAAGAGAGUCAUCCUCAUCAGCAAGCUUCAUUGGUACUCCUACCUCUCGCGAUUCGCACUCACUACCAACGACAUCCACUACUCCCUCAAUAACCGAUGGCGCACAGAAAGCUAGACGUGCAAGCGGCGGUAGCGAUAUUUCGACGCCUAGCAUAACUGUGGGAGACUCUUCCGAUCAAGACAGGGACGUUUCGGUUCCUCCUGUUCCACCUUUACCAAAAAGCUACAUCUCAAUGCGACAAGGUAUGAAUGUGAACAAUUUUGCACCAAUCAGAGAGCCACCAUCGUCACCGCUGCUAUCGCCAGCGGCACCAUCUCCAGGAACGCCUCAAGAAGUCACAUCUCCCAUAACGUACCCAGCGCCUAAGAUGAACAAGAAAUGGUCUUUCUCCUCCGCGUUAAACCUCAAAGCACAUUCUCCUUCUACCGAAGAGCUUCCGCGAAGCCCUCAGACCCCUUGGUCAGAGAUUCAGCAAAGUGAACUUCCUUCUCCUGGCCUCAAUCGACGGGAAUCGGAUGAUUCACACUAUCUGGCUACAUCUAAACCUGCGGCUAAACGUCUUACACCGUCAUCCAUACCCUUCUUCCGACGCACUUCCUCAUCCUCCACUCAACAAAAGGUGACUCCACCCGAGACGCCUAAACAAACCGAGAGUCGUCCAGCACCUGCAUCUCAAUCGCGAAAAUCAGUGCUCGGUAUGCACCUUCCCUCUAUGUUGCGAGGAAGCACAUCGAAGAGAGGUAUAUCCCAGCAGUUCAGUGCUCCGAGUAAGCCUGAGACGUUAUCUAUAUCCGCCGAUCCAUCUAAACCGUUUCUGCCUCCAGAUCUACUCAAACACAAACCUUCGGCAGAAGGUUCACUUAACAGUCGAUCUUCGGCCGCCUCCAAUGCCAGCGAAUCUACCAUCAACGGUCAAGAAAGGCGACUUCCUGCGAUUGUCGGAUCCCCUGCUAGACCUGCGGACAUGCAACCCUCCAGCUCAUCUAGAGAUUUGCCUUCCGUCACUCCAACUAAAAUCCCUCGGAUCGCCAACCGAUCGGGUGUUGGAUCGCCGGCCACUUCUAUGCCACCUCCAGCUAUGCCUUCACUCCGAGGCAAGACAGUGAGCUCCAGCAUGGCUGAUCUCAGCAAACCUCCCAUAUCUGAAUUUGGCGUCGUGGAAGGUGCUGCGGCACCCAGACAAACGACCUCGAGUGCUCAUAGAGCUCAUCUCCUAGCACCAAUGUCGACUCGUCAGGAGACAAGAAGAACAGCUUUCAAUCGACCUUCAGAUCCACCCGUCCGCAGAGACAUGGGACCACCCUCGCGAAGACAGCUACCUCAACCUCCUUCAUCAAUCACGGCUCCGACGUUAUCUUCCAGUGCCAAGCGUACAUCUCGAGAGUUCAGGGUCACACGCAAAGAUUCAAGGGACACAUUGCAAGAUGGUGGUUCGUCCGGAAAAACCUCUCCUAUCAAACCAUCCAAGUCUCUUCAUGCAAAAUUAUCCAUACCGAGUACGUCAAGAAUGUCAUCGUCCUCGUCCGUUGGUGCUCCAGGUACCAGUUUCCGAAAAUCAUCACUUGCUGCCGAUUCUCCUUCGUCCAGUCCUGGGGAUGAUGAAGAGUCUCUCGCCGACGCUGAGAUGGUAGCGUAUGUCAAACGUCGACGACAGCGUGCUGCUGCAGGAAAGAAGGACGAUAUGGCGGAUGUGAACGAAUUCCCCCGAGACACUUUGCCAGCCGAACCAAUGUCUCAACGAGCAUUUUUCACCCAAUUCUUACCGGAUAUGACUGAUUUCGAGAGGAAAGAAGUACUAGACUUUGACAGAAUCUAUUAUACGCCACUUCCAAAGAAGAUCACACGACCUGUCCAACCCAAUGGUGCAAUCUACAAUCACGGUUAUGACGACGAGAGAGGUGAUUACCUCGUUGUUGAAGGCGAUCAUCUGUGUUAUCGUUACGAAGUGGUGGGAAUCCUAGGAAAGGGUAGUUUCGGGCAGGUGGUACAAUGUAGAGAUCAUAAGACGGGUGGAUCAGUGGCAGUCAAAAUCAUCAGAAAUAAGAAACGAUUCCACUCUCAAGCAUUAGUAGAAGUCAAAAUCCUUGAACAAUUGGUGGAAUGGGAUCCGGAAGACAAACAUUUCAUGGUUCGAAUGACGGAUAGUUUCUCAUUCCGAAACCAUCUGUGUAUUAUAACGGAACUAUUGAGUAUCAACCUGUACGAAUUGAUCAAAGCGAAUCAAUUCGCCGGCUUCUCAACAGUUCUGAUACGGAGAUUCACAACUCAAAUGCUUGCGUCACUCCAGCUCAUGAGAUCUCAUAGAAUCGUUCAUUGUGAUUUGAAGCCAGAAAAUAUCCUACUCUGUCAUCCUGCAAAGAGCGGUAUCAAAGUGAUCGAUUUUGGCAGUAGUUGUCUGGAGACUGAAAAGGGUAAGUUCAAUCGAUUGUUGUACACUGCUAAUAGUUCAGUGUACACGUACAUUCAAUCUCGAUUCUACCGAAGUCCUGAAGUUAUACUAGGAAUGAAUUAUGCUAUGGCAAUCGAUAUGUGGAGUUUAGGUUGUAUUCUUGCUGAAUUAUAUACUGGAGUACCCAUCUUCCCCGGAGAAAAUGAACACGAACAAUUGGCAUGUAUAAUGGAAGUUCUGGGAGUGCCUGAUAGGUAUUUAGUGGAAAAAGCGUCUAGGAGAAAGCUGUUUUUUGAUGCUACCGGAUCACCUCGACCAUUCGUCAAUGCAAAAGGAAGAAGGAGAAGACCAGGAACCAAAACGUUAUCAUCCGUUUUGAAGUGUGACGAUGAUUUGUUCAUCGAUUUCAUUUCGAAAUGUUUAACUUGGGACCCUGAUAAGAGAUUGAAACCACAACCUGCAAUGAGACAUCCAUGGAUAUUAUCAGGUAGAAAAAGAUAUAUACCUACUACCACGACCGCUACAAUAAGCAAUGGUAGUAGUAGCAGGGAUGAGAGACGACAAAGUGAUAUUAAUUCAAGUGGACAUAGCAGAACAAGUUCGACAUUGAAUAUGAAAGAUAAAACAAAAUCUCUGUUAAUAUCAACACCGACUCCUUUAAUGGCAAGGCAACAUUCAUCAUCAAAUCAAAUCCCACAAUCAUUACCGCGGGUCGGUCAAUCGAAUAAUCAUACUUCAAGAUUGUCCCAUCAGACUAGAAGUUCUUUUACGACCGCAUCGAAAAUUAGCAUAGGAUGA